Messenger RNA from Pungitius pungitius (ninespine stickleback), 906 nucleotides. RefSeq names its product N-acetyltransferase 8-like (gene aspnat). NCBI's taxonomy places the organism in Eukaryota, Metazoa, Chordata, Actinopteri, Perciformes, Gasterosteidae. Gene Ontology annotation, molecular function: L-aspartate N-acetyltransferase activity. The record is from RefSeq and is a predicted model, not a curated record. Gene Ontology annotation, cellular component: mitochondrial membrane.
UUUUUUUUUUUUACCCCCCGAACUGUAGUGGGUUUCCGAGGCAGUUGCAUGCAUUUUUCGUCUCCCAAAAUGGUUUGCGAGACUAAAAUUGUUGCGGACGAACACGAUGCUAUACCCGGGACCAAAAAAGAGUCGAUGAUGUGGAGCUCCCCCCCCCAGCCGGGCGAAGGGGGCGAGGGCGACGCGGUUUUCAUCCGCGAGUUCGAGCGCGGGGAUCAGGAGGAGGUGUGGCGCAUCUUUUACGAGGGCAUAAUGGAGAGGAUACCCAACACGGCGUUUAGGGCCAUCAGGCAGCAGCCCAAGACGCAGUUUUUAUACGCGCUUCUGACAGUAAUGUGCUUUGUCGCGACCAAGUUCACGCUGACCUGUUGUGCGCCCCUCGUCCUCAUGGGCGCGCGCUACUACUACAGCAGGACAGUUAUCCACAGCUAUCUGGACUGUGCUCUGCACACGGACAUGGCCGACAUAGAGGCUUAUUACAUGACACCUGCAGGCUCCUGUUUCUGGGUGGCGGUGCUGGACGGCCGCGUGGUCGGGAUCGUGGCGGCGCAGGGCCGCGAGGACGACGACGCGGUGGAGCUGCGGCGCAUGUCGGUGGACUCGCGGUACCGCGGCAAAGGCAUCGCGAAGGCCCUGGGCCGCCGCGUGCUGGAGUUCGCCGUGCGCAACAACUACGCCGCCGUGGUCCUCGGCACCACGGCGGUCAAGCUGGCCGCCCACAAGCUGUACGAGUCGCUGGGCUUCCGCCGGACGGGCCAGAGCGAGGACCACACGCUGCCCGGCAUGAGCCGCUCGCCGCUGGAGAGGCUCUUCUUCCAGAUCCGCCACAGCCGCUACCGCCUGCAGCUCCGUGAGGAGUGAGAGGUGACGGGGGGAGAGAGAGAGAGAGAGAGAGGGAGGGAGGUG